Filobasidium floriforme is the source of this 1095-nucleotide messenger RNA. Its product is annotated as glycolipid transfer protein domain-containing protein. Gene Ontology annotation, molecular function: ceramide 1-phosphate binding; ceramide 1-phosphate transfer activity. Bases 162 to 773 code for a protein of 203 amino acids. Gene Ontology annotation, biological process: intermembrane lipid transfer; ceramide transport. The transcript has 7 exons. NCBI's taxonomy places the organism in Eukaryota, Fungi, Basidiomycota, Tremellomycetes, Filobasidiales, Filobasidiaceae. Gene Ontology annotation, cellular component: cytoplasm; membrane; cytosol. The record is from RefSeq and is a predicted model, not a curated record.
GUACCAGUCAACUGGUCCAGAUUGCCAUACUCUACUGUACCCUCCCUCCACCCUGCAUAAGCCUCGGGCGAAAUCUGCUUCCGAUACAAACCCUUUGACGACGAUACAGCUCGCAACUCGUUCAACUGUCUUCAAUCCUAUCUGUCUCAAGGAUUCUCACCAUGUCUACCGUCUCAGAGCUCAACAAGCCUUUCUUCCAGACCAUCCAGACGUCCUUCAAGGAUGUCUCGACUACUCCCGGAGUUGAGACUGUAGGUUUCGCCAAUGCCGCUGAAGGUCUCGUCUCCAUCUUCGAUGUGCUCGGAAACGCCGCUUUCACUAUCGUUCAAGGAGAUCUCAAGGGCAACAUCGCCAAAGUCCGGGCGAGGUACGCCAAGGCCCCGGAACAGUCCGGUACACUAGAGGACCUGGUCAAGAACGAGAUGGCCGAGAACAAGGGCAAGUUGGGGACCGCCGGUGAAGGGUUGAUGUGGCUCAUCCGAGGUCUCAAGUUCACCCUCCUCGGACUGCAAUCGUCCCAGAACAACCCGUCCGAGGAGCUCGCUCAGUCUUUUACCAAGGCUUACGAGGGCUCGUUGAAGCCUCACCACGGGUGGGUCAUCAAGCAGGCUUUCGGACUCGCCAUGAAGGCCACCCCUUACAGGAAGGACUUCUACACCCGUCUGGGCGGACCCGAAGCUGAGGUUGAGCUCAAGGGGUGGUUGGCCGGGUUGGAGAAGAUCGUCUCCCAGAUGGAGAGCGCUUACAAGUCCAACGGAUGGGGCACCGUUUAGGCGGGAUUCUUUGUAACAAUGCUAUGCGUGUGUACAUCUUCUUGACUGUGACCGAGAUUAUAGCCUUUCAUGGCAGCCGGUGAGCGGGUGGACGUCGGGACUUCUUCUGGGUUCAGCCGAUUUUAACCUGAAAAUCCGUCCGAGCUGCUUUACGCCCUAAUCCCAUUCACUGCACGCAUGUUACUCGAGUAUACAAAGUAGUGACCAUCCCGUACAACCGUAAGCGCGACCCUUCAAAACUCCCGGCAACAUUGCAAUGUGGUCGUUUUCCUUGCCAGAUAUGUGACGAUAUAUAUAAGCAGUAUACACUAGGGCAUCGGGA